Passer domesticus (house sparrow) is the source of this 1714-nucleotide messenger RNA. RefSeq names its product cyclic AMP-dependent transcription factor ATF-7. The coding region runs from base 127 to 1572 and encodes 481 amino acids. The record is from RefSeq and is a predicted model, not a curated record. Gene Ontology annotation, biological process: regulation of transcription by RNA polymerase II. The transcript is spliced from 12 exons. Gene Ontology annotation, molecular function: cAMP response element binding; DNA-binding transcription factor activity, RNA polymerase II-specific. Lineage: Eukaryota; Metazoa; Chordata; Aves; Passeriformes; Passeridae.
UGCCAGGACAACAAUAGAACCUUAUUUUUAGAGCAUUUCCAGCUCUGUGCCCAGCAUUCAGCAGGGCUGAGGUCCAGGGAGUUCCUUCCGUCUUCACGCUGAGGUUUAAGGAAAGGCUGCUGCAGGAUGGGUGACGACAGGCCCUUCGUGUGCGGCGCCCCGGGCUGCGGACAGAGGUUCACAAACGAGGACCACCUGGCGGUUCAUAAACACAAGCACGAGAUGACAUUGAAAUUCGGCCCCGCUCGCACCGACUCCGUCAUCAUCGCAGAUCAGACCCCGACCCCGACGCGGUUCCUGAAGAACUGUGAGGAGGUGGGACUCUUCAACGAGCUGGCCAGCUCCUUCGAGCACGAGUUCAAGAAAGCUGCUGAGGAUGAUGAGAAAAAGGGCGCGGGGGCCCUGGACAUGUCCCUGCCCUCCACGCCGGAGAUGAAGAUCAAGGAGGAGGAGCCGCUGGAGGUGGACUCGUCCCCCCCGGACAGCCCCGCGUCCCGGCCCCGCUCGCCCCCGCGCCACGACAAGGAGGGCCCCUCCAAGCCCGUGAUCCUCUCCACGCCCACGCCCACCAUCGUGCGGCCGGGCUCGCUGCCGCUGCACCUGGGCUACGACCCCCUGCACCCCACGCUGCCGUCCCCCACCUCCGUCAUCACCCAGGCGCCCCCCUCCAACAGACAGCUGGGGUCUCCCAGCGGCUCCCUCCCGCUCGUCGUGCAGCUCGCCAACGGCCAGACCAUGCCCGUGCUGCCCGGGCCCCCCGUGCAGAUGCCUUCUGUCAUCUCGCUGGCCCGGCCCGUGGCCAUGGUGCCCAACAUCCCUGGCAUUCCCGGGCCCCCCAUCAACAGCAGCGGGUCCCUCUCGCCCUCAGGCCUCCCGGUGCACUCCGAAGCCAAAAUGAGGCUGAAGGCCAGCCUGGCGGCGUCGUCCUCGCUGAACGGCAGCAGCCUGGUGGUGGGCUCGGCCAGCACCAUGGUGACCGCGCGGCCGGAGCAGAGCCAGGUGCUGGGCCAGCACCCCGACGCCCCCUCCCCAGCCCAGCCACAGGUGUCCCCUGCCCAGCCCACGCCCAGCACGGGCGGGCGGCGGCGGCGGGCGGCCGACGAGGACCCGGACGAGCGGCGGCAGCGCUUCCUGGAGCGGAACCGCGCGGCCGCCUCGCGCUGCCGGCAGAAGCGCAAGCUCUGGGUGUCCUCCCUGGAGAAGAAGGCCGAGGAGCUCACCAGCCAGAACAUCCAGCUGAGCAACGAGGUGACGCUGCUCAGGAACGAGGUGGCUCAGCUGAAGCAGCUGCUGCUGGCCCACAAGGACUGUCCCGUCACCGCCCUGCAGAAGAAGACCCAGGGCUACCUGGAGAGCCCCAAGGAGAGCUCGGAGCCCACGGGCUCGCCCGCGCCCGUCAUCCAGCACAGCUCGGCCUCGGCCGCGCCCAACGGGCUCAGCGCCGCGCGCUCGGCCGCCGAGGCCGUGGCCACCUCGGUGCUGGCGCAGAUGGCCGGGCAAAGGACAGAGCUGGCCGUGCCCGUGGCCUCGCACGUCAUCAUGGCCCCACAGUCGCAGUCUGCCGGCAGAUGAUGGCCCCGGGCCACGGACUGAGCGCGGCCCCGGGCCGCGGGACCUUCCCUUUCCUUUCGGGGUUUUAUCCCUUCUGUUCUGUUCUGUUCUGUUCUGAGGUAAGGGCAGCUCUGGCGCUUUCCCCCGGCGCAGCCCCCGCGAA